CAAGACGCAUUCUUUUUUGCAAGUCACUGCGAGGCCCAAACCGGCUUAUUUUCCGGCCUCUCUGUCACCCCGUGAGGUUUCAUUCAGGGGCCAGACAUGGUUUGUGUGCGAGCUGCACAGCGGAUACAGCAGGAAGUUGGCUGAGGAGUCGAGCCGGACUCUAACCUUGGCUUCCUGGCGGCAGCGGGUGAUGUAACCGCAAGUAACUCAGCCUGCUGGCGCGCUAUUGGCUAACUGCGUGACAGAGACACGAUGGUGACGUCCUUUUCUCCACUCGUCCUAUUGGCUUUCGGAGUUAUAGUCUAUUCGCUAUUGGCUGUCGUUGAUGGGCUCAGUACUUCCUGCCUUCUGAUUGGCUGAUGCCGUUGGCUUUCAGUGUUGCCGGAUGAUGCGGAAGUGAGAGUCUGGAGCUUGGAGACCCACGGGCGGUACUGACACGAGGAGAGCGUAAGAGAAGCGGGUGUGUACCGGGGGGAUAGGGUGCGCCUUCUACGGAGUCCUCCUGUGACUGUGAGGGACCCCGUGAGGUAAAGAUUGUGUGUUUUUGGGGGUCCCUGCUUCUUCGGGGCUCCCAGACAUGCUGUCUCUGAAGAAGUAUCUCACUGAGGGUCUGAUUCAGUUCACCAUUCUGCUAAGCCUGAUGGGUGUACGUUUGGACCUGGAUUCUUACCUGCCUUCCCAUCUGCCCCCUUUGCAUGAGAUUAUUCUAGGACCUACCUCGGCCUACACCCAGACCCAGUUCCACAGCCUGAGAGGCACUUCCGAUGGCUAUGGGGUACAUCCCAAAAGUGUCGAUCUGGACCAGUUCUUCACAUCCAGGAGACUGCUGGGCUGUGUGCGAGCCCUCGACCGCCUGACCGUGCCCAGCACAGAAGUCGAUGCGUGGCUAGUGCACAGGGAAACUGAGGGAUCUGUGUCUCAGACUGGUUCCAGUCGUCCCUCAGACAGCCCACAGGAUCUCACCAGCUCUGGAUCAGAACCAAAUCGUGACGGGCAAGGACUAGAGGAACUGGGGGCAACUGCUCAGCCUGGAAGUUCAGAUUUGAGCAAGGAGGAUAUUGACCUGAUUGAUAUAUUGUGGCGCCAGGAUAUUGACUUGGGUGUCGGCCGUGAAGAUUUUGAGAAUCGGCAACAGCAGAAUGAAAACGAGGAGGUGUGGGAGCCCUUAAGAGAUGGCGCAGAGCCCCUGGAGGCUGCCGUGCAGGUGGAUGGAGAGACCGGGGAGAGUAUACGUCAGGAUCAGACUGAUCUCUCCUUGGAGGAAUGUCUGAGUCUCCUGGAUGUAACUUUUCCUUUUGGUGACUCUCCUGAGUUUCCUGCAUCUGACACCUCUGCUCUUGUGGAUGCUGAGCAAUGCCCUGUGGUGUCUAACAGAACAGACCUCCUAUUGUCCCCUUUACUAGCAGACAUGAGUGGCACUUUGGAUCUGGAGCAACAAUGGCAGGACCUAAUGUCUCUCGUGGAUAUGCAGGCAAUGGAAGUGGAUAGCUCCGCUGAGGAUCCCUUGUAUCUGAGUUUGGAUCCACCACUUCAGCAGGAUGUGAAUCUGGAUCAGGCUUCUCUCUCAGGCUGCUCUCACAAUACGUCUUCCCUUUUCACUCCCACCCUAGAGCCUUUCUCCACUCCUGAGUCCCCCGUGCCACAACUCUCUUCCCACAAUUCCACUGACCUAAACUCAACUUUUGGCUUUACUAAUCUGACUGGACUCCUCUUCCCGUCACAGCUGAACAAUACAGGAAACAUCACAUCCCCUACCACCAUGCCGGACACUCUUUCUGGGCUUCUGGAUGAAGCUCUGCUGGAUGAAAUCAGCUUGAUGGAGCUAGCCCUUGAAGAAGGUUUCAGUCAGGUUCAGGCUUCACAGCUCCAGGAAGAACUGGAUUCAGAUUCUGGCCUGUCCCUGGAUUCUCAUCACAGCCCUUUGUCUCCAAGUGGAUCUGAAUCUUCCACCUCUUCCUCCUGCUCAUCAUCCUCUUCAUCCUCUUCAUUCUCUGAAGAGGGAGCAGUGGGUUACAGCUCUGAUUCUGAAAUGAUUGAGCUAGAGGAGUCUGAAGGAGCCAGUGGUUAUCAACCACAAUACAGCAAGUUCUGUCGGAUGAGCUCCCAGGAUCCCAGUCGAUUCAGACACCUGCCUUUCCUGGAGCAUGUUGGGCACAAUCACACAUACAAUAUGGCUCCCGAGGAGCCAGAGGAAAUGCAGCCAAUAGUGGAGAAGAACAGCCGGAGACAGGCAGGUUUUCUAGACCGACAGGCUGGUCGUGAUGAACAGAGGGCCAAGGCUAUGAAGAUUCCAUUCACUAAUGACAAGAUCAUUAACCUGCCUGUGGAGGAGUUUAACGACUUGCUUGCCAAGUACCAGUUAAGCGAGGCACAGCUUUGUUUGAUAAGGGACAUUCGCAGGAGAGGCAAGAACAAAAUGGCAGCUCAAAACUGCCGCAAGAGAAAGUUGGAUACAAUUUUGAACCUGGAGCAAGAAGUGAAACACCUUAAUCGUGAACGGAACUCGCAGCUUCGUGAGAAAGGAGAAAACUUGAGAUCCUUGCAGAGAAUGAAACAGGAAGUAGAGCAUCUGUAUCAGGAAGUGUUUAGCCAAUUGAGAGACCAGAAUGGCCGUCCAUAUUCUCCCCAGCAAUAUGCCUUGCACUACACAAGCAACGGCAGCGUAAUACUCACUCCUCGCAAUGCUGACGGGCAACAGGGCCGCAGGGCUGAGAGGAAGGAUCGGAGGAAGUGAGGGGGUCUGUAUUUGACUUUAGGAAAAUUACAGGACAGGGGGUGUGGGCUGUGCUUUCAUUCAGGCCUCUAUCAAACCUUUCACACAAGAUUGACCCCGGUGAGUGACCAAGAAGAGGUCUCCUAAGUCAAUAUAUCAAGGGCUGUGUAGCCCAUCUGACCAGAAAUGAGAAGGAGGCCUGUCCGGCCCAGGAAUUGCAAAGCUUACGAAACCGACAAAGGGAGGGUUAUAAAAAAAAAAAAAAGUAGUUUUCUUUUUUUAUUCUUGAUCCUAAAACUUGUCUGAAAUGUAGUCAGCUGUGCGUCAGGGACUGAAGUGUCAUGUUGCAUGAGAAGGAGCAGGUGGUACCCCAUAGAGUCACUGAGCAGAGACCUGGGGUACGGUGCCCUGGAUGGGUCAGUGUUACUGUACAGAGAUCCUGAGGAGCAGGUGGGCAGUAGGGUUUUAUAUGCUGCCAGUUAUAAGGAACAUACCGGAUGCUUUGUCCUGCAGGGCAUAGUGUUCUCUCACUAUUAGUGCUGAGAGAUCUACCAGAAGAACACCAGUGUAAGUUAAAUGCAAUUGAGAGGGGACGGUUUUUUGGGGGGGGAGUUGGUGUCCAUGGAUCCUCCAUAUUUGUCUAAAGUGAGUAAAAGGGUCAUUUACUUCCUCAUAAAAGUUCCCCAACAUCAUCCAGUGUUUUUUGGCCACGUCCUUCAACUGCCCGGCACAGUGUAACAGCCCACCAACAACAACAACGUGUUGCUCAAGGCUUUGUGUCUUCACGAGAUCCCGUGUAGUAGAAAAGAUGGUGUGUUGUACUAUAAAUGCUAGUAGCAGGAAGUGUAUUUAUUGAAGAAACAACAGUAUUGAUUAAAUGAAUCCUUCCCCACCACAUUUGAUAGAGUAGAAGAAAUCUGUUAAGAUUUGGAGCCGUCCAUCUCCGUGUCAGUCCUUGAGAUAUACCAGUAUAGGCCCAAGAUUUUGCUUUAGUGUUAUAAGAAUCUACAGCUGUAACAAAGUCAGAACUGCUUUCUGGCAGAAGAAGCUUUAAUAUUUGGGUUUAGACAUUGCUGGGGAGGUUGUUUGAUAGAGUAUGUUGGAAUAUGUGUGUCUCUUCUCUGCCCCCUUGAGUGUAAAUAUCAUUUGAGUGACUAAAAUGUCUCAUAUUGAGGCUAAAGUCCCUAUAGAAUAACUGGCUUGGGUGCUGAACGUAAGGUUUAAAGGGGAAGUGUACCCUCCUCUUAACAUUAGGGCUGGUGAUAAACGCACGUUUUGCCUGUUGUUUCAAUUAAGAUAUGUGUUGGGCUUUUUCUUAUUUCAAUAAAAAGAAAACACUUCUACUUUUUGGUUGAGGAGGAGCAGAUUGUAAAACAACUUAACUGUCCCAGACAUCCCUUAUCUCAAAGCUUGGCAAAUCCCACAGUUUAGGGAAGGAGGCAACUUUGGGCACCUUUGGAAAACGAAGUGCUGCGAGUGGCAUCCCGCUGGCGAUUUUUCAUUCUAGCCGGUGGGAAGGCAGGUCGGGUAGAUUAGUUGCCACAAUGAAGAGAUUUGUUGCUGGGGCGACUAAUCUGCCUGUGUGCCCUUACCCUUAAAGUGAGCUAUUAUCACCAAUUAAACAUUAGGGGGGGGGGGGGUUAAAAGGAGCGAAUGUUCUGUUGUCAUAGCAACCCAUGUAAAAUUGGCUGAUGGCAAAUAUUGCUCUGCCAUUGUUCCAGCGAGGCCCAAUUACUGACAUGGAGAACGACUGGCUUUGAGGUUUUGCUGUUUUAUUGUUUCUUUUCUUCUUCUGAGUGAUGGAAAUAUGCACGUUCCAUAAGUGUCAUCCCGGAACUUGUUCAGCAUUGUUAUAAGAUUUGAUCUUUGUCCCCAAAACAAGAAAUUAAAGCAAACGUUUUUGAGGAAUAAACAGAUUAUAAAAUA
Messenger RNA from Xenopus laevis (African clawed frog), 4639 nucleotides. It is a transcript of the gene nfe2l1.S, whose product is annotated as nuclear factor, erythroid 2 like 1 S homeolog. The transcript is spliced from 6 exons. Gene Ontology annotation, cellular component: nucleus; endoplasmic reticulum membrane. Gene Ontology annotation, molecular function: DNA-binding transcription factor activity, RNA polymerase II-specific; DNA binding; DNA-binding transcription factor activity. Gene Ontology annotation, biological process: regulation of transcription by RNA polymerase II; regulation of DNA-templated transcription. The record is from RefSeq and is a predicted model, not a curated record. Bases 578 to 2734 code for a protein of 718 amino acids. Lineage: Eukaryota; Metazoa; Chordata; Amphibia; Anura; Pipidae.